AUGUCUAGAAAAGUUGUUACAAGGUUCAAUACCAUUACUAGAGUUUCUUACAGAGAUGAUCCAACAAUCAUGGCAUGGGAACUCAUUAAUGAGCCACGUGACCAAACUGACUAUUCUGGAAAAACUGUUAAUGUUUGGGUUCAAGAAAUGGCAAGUUUUGUGAAGUCACUAGACAACAAACACUUGUUAGAGGUAGGAAUGGAGGGAUUUUAUGGCGAUUCAAUUCCUGAAAGAAAGCAAGUUAAUCCUGGUUAUCAAGUUGGAACAGAUUUCAUCAGUAACCAUCUUAUUAAUGAGAUUGAUUUUGCCACUAUCCACGCUUACACUGACCAAUGGGUAUCCGGACAGAGCGAUGAUGCACAAUUGGCAUGGAUGGAAAGGUGGGUUACAAGCCAUUGGCAAGAUGCAAGAAAUAUACUAAAGAAACCUCUAGUUCUAGCUGAAUUUGGAAAGUCUAGUAGAGGUCAAGGAUACAAUCUUAGUUCAAGAGACACAUUUAUGAGUAGUGUAUAUAGAAAUAUCUACAAUUUGGCAAAAGAAGGAGGAACUAUGGCAGGAAGUUUAGUAUGGCAACUCAUGGCACAAGGGAUGGAGAAUUAUGAUGAUGGUUAUUGUAUAGUUUUGGGACAAAACCUUUCAACUACAGGAAUAAUUUCAGGUCAAUCGCAGUCCAUGACGACAUUGGCUCAUUUGGUUCAUUGA
Molecule: messenger RNA, 702 nt
Organism: Nicotiana attenuata
Lineage: Eukaryota; Viridiplantae; Streptophyta; Magnoliopsida; Solanales; Solanaceae
Product: mannan endo-1,4-beta-mannosidase 1-like
Exons: 4
Coding region: 1-702 (233 amino acids)
Molecular function (GO): hydrolase activity, hydrolyzing O-glycosyl compounds
Source: RefSeq, a predicted model, not a curated record